UGCUGGUACAAGGCAGUCAUGACAAAGAGCCUGCCUUGUGUAGGGUGAGAGGUCACAGCCUGCCUUCCAGCUGGGGAUGGCGGUGGGGGUGGGGUUAGAAUCAAGGAACCAAGAGACAAUGGGACAGCACUGCCCUUGGCUGGGCCCAGGCAGGCCAGGAAGAAGAGGUGGACCACAUGAACUGGGAAUCUCUUUGGCUGGAUCAGGUCUUAGUCUCCUCAAAGUCCCCACUCUGGACCCAGGCAGAGGAGGAAGCCUGCUGCCCCUCCUCUGAUGGGGAGGAUGCGGAAGUCAUGUACCACCCAAGAGGAUCAAAGCACCCAGCUUGGCAGGUUCUGAGCUCACAAAUCCAGCUCCGAGAGUAGACUUGGUGCACUACACCCUCUAGUCUCAUGCAGUCCCUAAAAUUAGGGUCCACAGAGUUUGGGGGUUAGCUAGAGCCCUUCUUCAUCAGGCUUCUCCCCACCUACCACUCAUCCAGGCGGGCAGGGCAGAUGUGGUGAGAGUUCACCCUUAACAGGACUAUGGAGGAAGCCAAAGGCACUUGCGAUUAUAGCAUUGCUGAUUGGGGGUGAUUAGACACCCCCAAAAUGUUACCCCGGCCUUUGCCUUGUGUCGUACAAGCUGUAUGACAUAUAGUAGGCACAUCACCUCUCUGAGCAUCACUUUUCUCCACCAGCCAACUGGGAAUACAGUACCCAUAACCUUGAUUUGUGAUAGGAGUUAAAUGGGUUGAUUUUUGCAAGACCCAAAGCGAAGGGCUGGGCACACAGCAAGCAUGUGUGUGGUGUCACUUUGGAAGCCAACACACAUUUUCAGUGUCCAGUAACCAGAUAACACAGCUGGUUAGCUGUUCCCAUAGCACCACAGGCCUGUUUCUGCCUGGAAUUUCUCCAUUAGACAUUCUAAUCUUGGCUUUUGUGAUUUCCUGGAGUCUUUUCAUCAAAAGUGAUUGGGAAUUUCAGAAUGUGGGUUGGAAGAAGAAGAAGAAGAAGAAGAAGAAGAAGAAGAAGAAGAAGAAGAAGAGGAAGAGGAAGAGGAAGAGGAAGAGGAAGAGGAAGAGGAAGAGGAAGAGGACAACGACGACACUGGCAAGGCAAGGUCUUGGGUUCAAUCCCCAGGACUGGAAGAGAAGAGAAGAGAAGAGAAGAGAAGAAAAGAGAAGAGAAGAGCCAGGGAUUUAGCUCAGCAGCAUAAGUGUCUGCCUUGCAAGCCAGGUAACCAGCCUCCAGACGCGGUAACGUCUCAGCCAUCAGAGUGACCUGCACCUCUGGGACCAUGUCCAGACGCCAGGUGAACCAUUCAAACAUUUGCAGACAUGCAGGUCAACCUACCUACGCAUCCUUCCCGCCCCGAGCUGCAGACUGGACCCAGGGCUGCAGCAGGGACCCAUUUAGCCGCACCUACAGGCACCCUUCAGAGCAGUCCUUGAACCCCAUUUUCCCCUGGGUGAGCCAGUCCUACAACUCCAAGUUUACAGAGAGCAGUCACCUGGAGAGAAGACCCAAGGUGGCCAGAAAUCCCACUGGUCACAGCAGCAGCCCCCGAUACCAGCUCUGUACAGACUGUCCUCCAGGUUCCUCCAACCCCACCUUCCUAGACCACAUCAUCAAAGGUAUCAACUACUUGGGCCGAUCGACCAGUGACUUCUACAACUGCCCCCAGACACUGAGCCUGCCCAGGCUUGCAGCCAACUAUCUGGAAGGAGUUGCCAGUGCCCUCUACCAGGACAACCUGCAACACUCACCCCACAGUUACUUUAGCCCCAGAACCAGCAUGGCCACCUCUGGAAGCUGCACCACCAGACCCUGUAUGGGUGGCACCCCUGGGGGUGCAGAUACUACACCGUUCCUGCCCCGCCCCGCCAGCGUGAGCAGGCAGCAUCUGUCUCAGAGCCAGAGCCUCACCUCUGUGCUGCCUCAAAGGUCGAGUACCAAGCUGCCCGAACUCCCUUUGUUUGGUAGCGGGUUCUUAAGUCACCUGCCCAAGGUCUGGGAGGCCAUCCACUCAGGAUGGAGUGCCCCAGAGGCCAAAUCUUCAGAGGGUUCACCCUCUAUCUGGUGGUGAUCUUGACACCACCUGUGCAAUGGGUAUAUGUUCAUCAGACCUUUGUUGAAGGAAAUAAAUUAUGGCAAA
Cavia porcellus (domestic guinea pig) is the source of this 2136-nucleotide messenger RNA. RefSeq lists its product as uncharacterized. The coding region runs from base 1279 to 2067 and encodes 262 amino acids. The transcript is spliced from 2 exons. The record is from RefSeq and is a predicted model, not a curated record. Lineage: Eukaryota; Metazoa; Chordata; Mammalia; Rodentia; Caviidae.